Molecule: messenger RNA, 2520 nt
Organism: Ctenopharyngodon idella (grass carp)
Lineage: Eukaryota; Metazoa; Chordata; Actinopteri; Cypriniformes; Xenocyprididae
Gene: nudt8
Product: nudix (nucleoside diphosphate linked moiety X)-type motif 8
Exons: 5
Coding region: 120-1307 (395 amino acids)
Molecular function (GO): coenzyme A diphosphatase activity
Source: RefSeq, a predicted model, not a curated record
GUCCAGUAGGUGGCGUAAUGCACCUGUUCAACAUUCAAACACACCACCGAAGAAGAAGAAGUGGUUUCUGUUACAACAUCCGCUAAACGUCAUUGUGCUGAUUUUGGGUUAUUUUAAGGAUGUUGAGGACUCUACACGUGAAGACUUGUGUGAAUCAGCUGAGGUUUCACAGACUGGAACUGAUGCUCAGAGACGCUCAUAUCGUCUGCAGUUCUUCAAGUGUAGUGCGAGAUCAACACACUCCUGCUUCCUCUGCUCCGAUGUCUUCUCGCUCCCACCGCUCCCCUUCCAGUGGGUUUCCUGCCAUUUUGAACCCUUCCGAACACGUGUGUUCACGGGCCAUGAGACAGAUAUGCACUAGCACUCAUUUUCUAUUAGCACACAUGAAUUUUAGCAGUAUUAACUGGGCACACACACCGAAGACUUUCUUCCUGUUUUUACACGCCUCUUUGAAUGGAUCUCCAUCACAGUGCCGGAGGAAGUGCCUUCUGCCCAAAAGCCCACUGGAGAAAAGCCAGAACUCUCCUGAAAGCAGUAUUAAAAGACAAACAUGCGUCUUCAAACGCAGCACAGAUAGCACAGGCAGCUUCCAGCGGUUGGCUAACACUGAAACCGCGAGCCGAUCUGCAGUGCUGACAGGUCAGACUCGUGGGCUGCUCACACGGAGUGUUACAGACGAGUGUUUGUCCGCAGGAAACGAAGCUCGCUGCCGACGCUCACUGCAGGCCAACGCUGCUCUGUAUGAGCGGGAAGGGCGGAGCUGGGCGGCAGUGCUGGUGUGUCUGUGUGCUGUGAACGGACGUCCCGCACUCCUCUUCACUCUCAGAUCUGCCCAGCUGAAGGGGCGGCACAAAGGUGACGUCAGUUUUGCAGGGGGAAAGAAAGACCCGUCUGACAGAUCUGUGGUAGAUACAGCUCUCAGAGAAGCUCGAGAGGAGCUGGGGAUCCACGUCACUGAAGAUAAAGUGUGGGGUGUGAUGAAACCGUUGCAUGAUAUGUCUGGGAUGAUGGUUGCGCCUGUAAUAGCCAAUCUUGGACCGCUGGAGACACUGUGUUUUCAACCGAAUCCGAGUGAGGUAGAAGAGGUUUUUACCCUGACUCUGGAGCAUUUAUGUCAAGCCCAGAACAGAGGCUACACACACUUCCGCACCGGUGAUCGUUACGGGUACACACUCCCUGUGUUUCACAGUCCCAGGUAUCGAGUGUGGGGUCUGACAGCAGUGGCCUUAGAUCAUGCUCUCACACUCAUUGUGCCGCCAAAGGAAGUGCUGGACCACAGCUCCUUCACCACAGAGGCUGCUUGCUAAACUCUGUCAGAUUACAGGCUUAGUUUAGGCAGAAUCUCAUGAGAACUGUCAAGAAAUGUCUGGGUCUUAUUUCAUAUUUUGGUCUUUAUUUCAGUAUCCAAAAGAUCUUUGAGGUGCAAUAUGGCCAUUUCUCUGAGGUUCCCCUUUGCUGUGUUUAGGCUUUAGGGUUAAUGAAUGUGGUGCUGUUAGUAAAAGAGUAAAGUUUGUUUGACAUCAUGCCUCACUUUACACAACAUACAUUGAAUGUAUUUUUGGGAUUUAUCAUUAUGAGUUUUGUUUUUUUAUCAUCUUAACCUAGAUGGUUGUUUUAAAUGUGAAUCUGUCCAUUUAUUUAACACCAAUGCUUAUAAUAAAAGUGUUAAGAUGCUUUAGAGGUUCUUGGUAACUACUGAAUGUUUAUUUUUUUACAUCAGGGAUUCUCAAUCCAAUCAAAACUAUAGCAAGAAGAGUCGAAAGGUACCCAGAUAGCAAAAUACACUUGGGCCAGUUCCGGUAUGAUUCUCGCCAGCCGGAGACUUACCACUCCCUCUUCUGUCUGCCGUGAUCGGGCCGGAUGCCGGUGUACUCACUGCCCGAUUCCAGCCAGAAUCAGUCGGGCCAGAUGCGGCAGCCGUUACCUCACCGACACUGCCGCAGUCGAGCCGGAAUCACUAAUGCGCUCCAGACACGGCCCAAUUCCGUUUAUAUAUCUACUGUACUGUUCAUUAAUCUUUCAUUUUAUUUUGAUACCCAGCCAAAAUGAUUACUUAGCUAUAUUUUAAUUAUAUAAAUUAUAAUACAUAAAUAACAUUACUUAAAUCUACACAAACAUCACAUUAUUAUGAAAGCAAUUUUAUGGCCUUUUGUAAAGAACUCACUUGAUAUAGUUGGCAUGAAGACAUUUUAUUUACAAAACAAUUUAUUUACAAAAAUAUUACAUCAAAUAACAGCAGUUAUACAAUUAUUAUAAAUACAAUAUUUACCACAUUUUGAGUAAUUACUCUUGUAUUUACUCCUACACAGACUGUAAAAUUUAAUACGUAUAAACAUUAAACGUGAAAAGUGUUUUGAAUAACACAUUGGUAAAUGGAAAAGGUUUUGCAGUUAAACGCAUUUGUACUUAAAAAUAAAAAUAAAAAUACACCUAUGGAUAACUCAGGCUAAUUAUGAUUUGAUGUCAUGAUGGUGUUCAGCGUAAACUAUAUAAAUAAACCUUGAGCUGUGCAAUUGAAAA